Molecule: messenger RNA, 986 nt
Organism: Zerene cesonia (dogface butterfly)
Lineage: Eukaryota; Metazoa; Arthropoda; Insecta; Lepidoptera; Pieridae
Product: cilia- and flagella-associated protein 299-like
Exons: 5
Coding region: 1-834 (277 amino acids)
Source: RefSeq, a predicted model, not a curated record
AUGUAUAGUGCGGUUUUAGGUCCUAGUCCAGCAUAUUUCGGUAAAUGCCAUAUUAAAGGCAUGCAUGCGGUGUUCGAACUUUUGGAAAUAUACCUAUUUUUAGAAUACCAGGCUACCAUAAGAAUGGCGGAGAAGAAGAACGAAUACCCAGCAAGCGUGGAGGCGGAUAGGCGCCUGUUGCCUUUCGAGUCAUGGGAAGAUUAUUUAGAUUCACUUAUUGAAAUUGCUGACCUGCGAAACCUCAGGAGCAUCGGUUCUGCUCGAACUAUUGCCGCGUUUGGUUAUAGAGCCAACGGAGACACGUUACAAGAGAAGGAAUUCUAUAAACGGCGAAAGGUAAUCCACAGUAUAGUGUUCCCGGUGGUCCAACCCUACGUGCUGGUGAGUGAAGGAGCCGACCUGGAGGACCCUUUUAAUAGGGAACUAGCUGUUAGGGAGCGGGCGAACAGAGUCGGCAUUUUGCAAUCGAUAAUUUUCAUUCGCCACUUCACUAAGGGUGGUUUCGAAAUAUCCGGUUACAUUGAUUACGCUCAUCGGUUGAUCGCGGAGAAUUGGGGGCCGUUUUUUAAGAGCAACAAAAUGCUGUGGCCAAGGGACAGUGACCUGGGCUACUAUCAUUGGAGGCAUGGUACCGUGAGGAGCAAUAUUAGCAGGAAUUAUAAGCCCGUAAUGGACCCAGAUCGUGGCCUCCUGUUUCAAAACCGACACGAUCAUAAAAUAAUUUGCCCCGACCCUCAACAGGAUCCCGGUCAGAACACAACGAAACAGCGCAUAUAUUCACCGAGGUACACGCAAAUUGAACUAUACGACCAUGUUGUUAGAAGAAAGAGCUGAUAAAAGGCCUCCUUCGACAAUUUAUAUGUACAAACACGAUAAAUAUUUGAUUUAGAAGCUUUGUAGCUAAAUUUACAAACAGUUUCGUAGUAUGAAAUAAGCAAGACUGUUCAUUGUUAGAAUAAAAUACAGGAGGAGUUCAAUGGAACAGG